Effrenium voratum is the source of this 1971-nucleotide messenger RNA. NCBI's taxonomy places the organism in Eukaryota, Dinophyceae, Suessiales, Symbiodiniaceae. The record is from the annotation of a GenBank genome assembly.
AUGCUGAGAUAUGCAGGAUUUCUGCUGCUGGCGUGCGUGGCAGGUCAAGGGUUGCCGGCUCCCCCCACCGAAGAGCAGGCAAAAGAGUUCUUGGAGGAACUGAAGAACCGCUCAAACAACUCCGACGCCAGGACAGAGACGUCCUCGGAGAUGCUGGAUCGAGUUCUCGGCCUUGUGCUAGAAGACGCCUCGGUGGUGCGGCUGAAGAGCGAGCAGGCCAACAAGUCUGAGGAUUGUACAUGGCCGAGCUGCGCGGCCUACUGUGUGCCGUGCGCGAAGACCAACAAGUACUGGACCUGCCUCUCCAGCGCGACCCAGUGUCAGGAGAAUUCCGAGUGUGUGGUUGGAAACUGCUACGCGCAUGCAGGAUACUGCUACGCCGAUGCUUAUCCUCAACACGCCAGGUGCUUUAUGGGCGCGAAGGCCCCGAGGGUGGACUUCCACAACACGCUGAUCCUCAGGCUUGGCGCCGUGGGGCCCGUGCCGCUUCCCAAGGCUCGCGCGGAGGACUGGUUCGAGUGGGCGAGGGGCUGCUGCUUGGUGCCGCUGGUGCUCUUCGGCGUGGGGAUCUUCGUGGCCUACAAGACCUGCUGGGUCUUAGACUUCUCGCGGGGGGACCAGUGCGAAUGGCUGCCAGCAACGAGAAAGGGCAUCAUCGUGUUCUCGGCAGUAUGUCUCUUGUUCUUCUGCGUGUUGCAGGUCAUUCGCUUCAAGCAAACCCGGAGGGACAUCCACGCCAUCGAGGAGCGGUUCAAUCGGCUCCAGCAGUCCAUGCGACACUUCCAGGACCUCACAAAUGAACUGGUGGAGGCAGAGCGGACCUACAACCAGAGCCUGUAUUUUGCCCCAGACUCCUGCAGCAACAACCCGCUGGUCACGAGCCUGGUCCAGAUGCUGGCGCAGGCCCUCAUGGACGAGUUCGCGGAGGUCGAUGUGAUUCUCCAAGCCAUUCGAGACACGUUGGACACCAUGAUGGUCUUGCUUGCCAGAGGCAAGCGCGCAGUGCACGACUAUGGCGUCAUGGUCAUCUACUACCCGAUUCUGCCCGCCUUUGUGAUGCUGCUGACCAUGGUAGUGCUCCUCUGCAUCAACUGCUACAUUUGGGACAGGCCCAAGCUGCUGAACGACCCGUGGAUGCGAGGUGUGGUGAAAAGCCUGGCGCCGGUGAUGGUGAUCUUCAUCCUGUUCUCCGCGUUGAGUGCAGCCGUGGUCUUCUAUGUUGCUUUGCUGAUCUCCGGCGUUUGUCUCAAUAUCGAUGAGAACCUGGAGGUGGCUGCUCGUCGCAUGCACUUUCGGGAUGUGGUGCCCGAGCGAAUCAACAUCGACGGCGUGCUGCAGCACACCGCCAAGUACUACCUGCGAGGUACCAACGUGAACCCCAUGGCCACGCUGCUGCAGAACUUCGAAGCCGCGCUCUACACGGUGCUGCACUUCUACAUGAUGUUCGACUGGCUGGUGCAGGCCGGAGCCGCCAGCUGCCCAGGCCUCAACCAGCUCUCCCCGGCGCCGUUGAUCGAAUCCCUGCUGGAGACGACACAGGGGGCAUACGACUUCGUUUCCGCCAAGAACAUUUGGCCCUACUACCACUCGAUCAUCCACGAGACAACCUGCCGGCACUUCCCUCGCAAUGGCAUGGGCCUGGUCUUCAUUUGCGUCCUCAUCGGCUUCUUCUUCUGCCCCGCGAUCGCCAUCACCAUCAGCAAUCACCUGAAGCACAUGGGCUUCCACCUGAGGAAAGCUCAUUCUCUGAAAGACAACAUCGACACGGAAGCGGUGGGCGCGAUCGGUGUGACCGUGGAGAGUAAGCUGGACCUUCUGAACCCAGAUGAGCAGGCCUUGCUAUUGGAUGACGUCUUCUGCGGCAGAUCCGAGGAGGUGAUAGCGAAGUACCGUGAGCUGAGCGCGCAGCCUCGCGCGAGCUCAAAGAUCGAGCUGCCACCAGUGGAGAGUGAGUCGUCCGAUUCCGCGUAG